Messenger RNA from Phytophthora infestans T30-4, 486 nucleotides. RefSeq lists its product as uncharacterized. The record is from RefSeq and is a predicted model, not a curated record. NCBI's taxonomy places the organism in Eukaryota, Oomycota, Peronosporomycetes, Peronosporales, Peronosporaceae. The transcript has 3 exons. The coding region runs from base 1 to 486 and encodes 161 amino acids.
AUGAAGUCUACUCCACUCCUCUCGGCUGACUCGUUCGACGAGAGGCUGCGCAACGUCUUUUCGCUCCACGCAGCAACCCCAGUGCUAAAUGAAUAUCUUUCGUCGAUCGAAAUCGACGACGACGAUCCCGGUUUCGUGCUGAGCUGGGACUUGGACAACCUGAACGCAUUUGUGGCGGCAGCGAAUGCUCUAAACCCAGCCCGUGCGGCGGGUUGGGUGCGGACACGACCCCCACACAUGACGGCCAAUUCAUUCACAGACGAUAUCGUUCAUGAGCUACAUCAAGUGGCUGGAGGUCGGUGUGGGCGUGUGCUGCUGGCGCCGAAUAGUUUUGAACAGUUUGGCGCCAUUACGCUGAUGAUAGGCGCCCUACAGCAUGAUGAUUUCCUGCAAGACGCUGCUCAGGUUGCACUCCCACGAUCAGUAGAGAACAAUCUCCCACCUACUCGUCGGAACGGUCAGCCAUUGCGUCGGAUCUUCAUUUAA